Messenger RNA from Tinamus guttatus (white-throated tinamou), 858 nucleotides. Lineage: Eukaryota; Metazoa; Chordata; Aves; Tinamiformes; Tinamidae. The record is from RefSeq and is a predicted model, not a curated record.
CCUCUUCCAUCUGCACCUGCAGUUGUCCUUGAGCUGCCCGAGCUGCUGGCCAUUGCUGGGGGCUAUGCCCAGCAGUACAAAGCCGUGCAGCUGCACCUGCACUGGGGUUCUCCGUCAGGACCUGGCUCGGAGCACACCGUCAAUAACCACUGCUUCCCCGCAGAGAUCCACAUGGUCCACUACAACACCAAGUAUAACAACUUUAAGGAGGCCAUGGUCCACCCCAAUGGCCUGGUAGUGCUGGGAGCCUUCCUGGAGGUUGGGCCCAGGGAGAAUCUGUACUAUCGGCAGAUACUUGAGCACCUGUACAGAAUUGAAGGAGAAGAUGAAGAGGUCUUUGUGCCUGGAUUCAACAUCGCAGGCCUGCUGCCCUCCAACCUGAACCUCUACUUAUGCUACAAUGGCUCUCUGACCACCCGUCCCUGCUACCAGACGUUGAAGUGGACGGUCUUCAACCAGACCGUGCAGCUCUCUCAAGAUCAGAUCUCCCAGCUGGUGACAACCCUGAGAGGGGAUGAUGACAGCCCCCUGCAGGACAAUUUCCGAGGGAUUCAGAAGCUGCACGGGCGACAUGUGCUGGCAAGUUUCCAGACCACCCUCUGGUUGGUGAAGCAGCUGCCUCCUGGUAAGGAGAGCAUGGAUGUGGGACAUGCUCUGCUUGUCAGUGCAGGAAAACACAGCAGCUCAUUCCAGGCAGGGGACGUGCUGGCCGUGCUCUUCGGGGUGCUCUUUGCUGUCACAGCACUGGCCUUCCUGCUCUACAUCCACAAGCACCGCAGCCAGAACACACGGCUGGACAAUCUGACUAAAUCCAAGGUCAUCUACACAGCAGCCACCACAAACGAGAACACAGUGUGA